AUGGACCCCCGAGGACUUGAGUGGACUCAGUGCUCAGCGGCGGACUUCCCUUUGGGGGAGGAACUUUUCCGGGAUGAAGAGGAGGACUUGAAUGAUCAGAAACUUUCUCAGACCAAGGCCCCAAGAAGAACAUGUCCUGUGCCUCCUCACCCCGUGGGCUGGAUCCCAGGCUUGGUCUGGUCCCAAACUUAUCAGGGUUACACGCCUGUCAGCUCUGGAUCUUCCUCCAUUCCUCCUAGCAGCUCUGUGGCCGCAGCCCAGCUGGACUCAAAAGGGACAAAGGCAAAGCUUUCCCUUCAAGAGAAUGCUCACGCGGGGGACGUCAAGCUGGCUGUAAGCCAAAGGGAUGGGGACCCCUCACCCAGCCAUGAGAAAUCUGCUCUCACUUCUCUUUCUCUCUUCUCUGGCCCCAUAACAGAACUCAUUAAGUGUCGGAUGUGUCACUUCCAGUUUCCAGGACAGAAGUGUUUGCGAGGCAGAGGACUAUGCUUAGCAGCAGAGCAUGAGGUUUGUGCAACUCUGAAGAUUUUCACUACAGAUGGUGCUCCCUGGUUAACCGUCAUGGGUUGCAAGAUAAAGUGCGCUAAUGUGAACCACAUAAAGUGGAGCAACUAUUUGGUGAAUUUCCGGUGCUGCAGGGGCUAUGACCGGUGUAAUGAACACCUCUAA
Molecule: messenger RNA, 669 nt
Organism: Condylura cristata (star-nosed mole)
Lineage: Eukaryota; Metazoa; Chordata; Mammalia; Eulipotyphla; Talpidae
Gene: PATE1
Product: prostate and testis expressed 1
Exons: 5
Coding region: 1-669 (222 amino acids)
Source: RefSeq, a predicted model, not a curated record